This is a messenger RNA of Malaclemys terrapin pileata, 3365 nucleotides long. RefSeq names its product transient receptor potential cation channel subfamily C member 5 (gene TRPC5). The transcript has 10 exons. The record is from RefSeq and is a predicted model, not a curated record. Gene Ontology annotation, cellular component: cation channel complex; membrane. The coding region runs from base 1 to 2970 and encodes 989 amino acids. Gene Ontology annotation, biological process: calcium ion transmembrane transport; regulation of cytosolic calcium ion concentration; manganese ion transport. Lineage: Eukaryota; Metazoa; Chordata; Testudines; Emydidae. Gene Ontology annotation, molecular function: protein binding; store-operated calcium channel activity; inositol 1,4,5 trisphosphate binding.
AUGGCCCAGCUAUACUACAAAAAGGUAAACUAUUCACCAUACAGAGACCGGAUCCCAUUGCAGAUUGUGCGAGCAGAGGCAGAGCUCUCGCUGGAAGAGAAGGCCUAUCUCAUUGCUGUGGAGAAGGGGGACUAUGCCAGUGUGAAACAUGCCUUGCAAGAGGCUGAAAUCUACUACAACAUCAACAUUAACUGUAUGGAUCCUCUCGGACGCAGUGCCCUUUUAAUAGCCAUAGAGAAUGAAAACCUGGAGAUCAUGGAGUUACUGCUGAGCCACAGUAUUUACGUGGGAGAUGCUCUGUUGUAUGCAAUACGGAAGGAGGUGGUUGGAGCCGUGGAGCUGCUUCUGAGUUACAGGAAGCCAAGUGGUGAAAAGCAGGUCCCUACCUUGAUGAUGGACACCCAAUUUUCAGAAUUCACCCCUGAUAUCACCCCAAUAAUGUUGGCGGCCCACACCAACAACUACGAAAUCAUCAAACUGCUUGUCCAAAGACGGGUAACAAUACCGCGCCCCCACCAGAUCAGAUGCAACUGCGUGGAAUGUGUCUCCAGUUCCGAGGUGGACAGCCUGAGGCAUUCCAGGUCAAGGCUGAACAUCUACAAAGCCUUAGCCAGCCCUUCGUUGAUUGCCUUAUCGAGUGAGGACCCUAUUUUGACAGCCUUCCGGCUGGGCUGGGAGCUGAAGGAGCUCAGCAAAGUGGAGAAUGAGUUCAAGGCUGAAUACGAAGAGCUUUCCCAGCAGUGCAAACGUUUUGCUAAGGACCUUUUGGACCAGGCACGGAGCUCCAGGGAACUGGAGAUCAUUCUCAACCACAGGGAUGAUCAGAGCGAGGAGCUGGAUCCCCAAAAAUGUCAUGAUUUGGCAAAGCUAAAGGUAGCAAUAAAGUAUCAUCAGAAAGAGUUUGUUGCUCAGCCAAACUGCCAGCAGCUGUUAGCUACACUUUGGUACGACGGCUUUCCAGGAUGGAGGCGGAAACACUGGGCAGUCAAGCUCUUGACCUGCAUCACCAUUGGACUGCUAUUUCCUGUGCUUUCUGUGGCAUAUUUAAUUGCACCUAAGAGCAGGCUGGGACUGUUCAUUAAAAAGCCAUUUAUAAAGUUUAUCUGCCACACCGGUUCUUACCUUACCUUCCUCUUCAUGCUACUUCUGGCAUCGCAGCACAUUGUCAGGACUGAUCUCCAUGUGCAGGGGCCACCUCCCACCGUCGUUGAAUGGAUGAUCCUACCCUGGGUUCUAGGUUUUAUUUGGGGAGAAAUCAAGGAGAUGUGGGAUGGUGGAUUCAAUGAGUAUGUACAUGACUGGUGGAAUCUGAUGGACUUUGCAAUGAACUCACUCUACCUUGCAACUAUCUCCCUGAAAAUUGUUGCUUAUGUCAAGUAUAAUGGUUCUCGUCCAAGGGAGGAAUGGGAAAUGUGGCACCCGACACUCAUUGCAGAAGCUCUCUUUGCAAUAUCCAACAUUUUAAGUUCCUUGCGUCUCAUAUCCCUGUUUACAGCAAACUCCCACCUGGGCCCCUUGCAGAUCUCUCUGGGACGCAUGCUGCUAGACAUCCUCAAAUUCCUUUUUAUCUACUGUCUGGUGCUUCUGGCUUUUGCCAAUGGACUGAACCAGCUUUAUUUUUAUUAUGAGACCAGUGCCUCGGAGGAACCCAACAACUGCAAGGGGAUCCGAUGUGAGAAACAGAACAAUGCCUUCUCCACACUUUUUGAGACCCUCCAGUCGCUCUUCUGGUCCGUGUUUGGUCUGUUGAAUCUCUACGUCACCAACGUGAAGGCUAGGCAUGAGUUCACGGAGUUUGUCGGGGCCACCAUGUUCGGAACGUACAAUGUCAUCUCCCUGGUCGUGCUGCUGAACAUGCUCAUAGCCAUGAUGAACAACUCCUACCAGCUCAUCGCUGACCACGCGGAUAUUGAGUGGAAGUUUGCACGGACAAAGCUGUGGAUGAGUUACUUUGAUGAAGGUGGCACUCUGCCACCUCCAUUUAAUAUUAUUCCAAGUCCCAAGUCAAUCUGGUAUCUUUGUAAGUGGAUCCACAAUCAACUGUGCCCAGACAUGGACUCUGAGGAUGAACAGAAGAGGCAUGAAAACCUAAAAACAUUCACAGAACGGCAUGCUGACAACCUGAUUCAGAAUCAACAUUACCAGGAAGUGAUCAGAAAUCUAGUGAAAAGAUAUGUUGCAGCAAUGAUACGAAAUUCCAAAACCAACGAGGGAUUAACUGAAGAAAAUUUUAAGGAAUUAAAGCAGGACAUAUCUAGCUUUCGCUAUGAAGUUCUUGACCUCUUGGGAAACAGGAAACCCCAGAGGAGAAGUUACUCUACUAGCAGCACAGAGGUCUCCCAAAAGGAUGAAACCAAUGAGGAUGGUGCUGGAGAAAAAGCUAAAGCCAAGAGUGUUUCUUUCAAUAUAGACAACAAGAAAAAAGAUUUCAAGGUGUCAGCUCUGAUUAAAACUAUGUCUGGGAUCGAAAUUGUGGAAGAGAAACCAAAAAGCAACGGAAUAAAUAAGCGCUCUUUCGUCCGAAACGGGAAUAGGGUUCAGAGACUUUCGAGCUCCAAGAAAGAGUCUUUCAAAAGACUGGGUCUCCUCUUCUCGAAGAUGAAUGGACAUGUGCCUGAGCCAAAUUCAGAGCCUAUGUACACUAUUUCAGAUGGAGUUAUUCAGCCACAUUACAUGUGGCAAGACAUUAAAUAUUCUCAGAUCGAUAAAGAGAGAGAAGAGAACUGUUCCAAAAGUGAAAUUAACCUCAAUGAGGUGGACUACAGUGGGAACAUGAGACUUACUGGACAGAGCAAGGAAUGUCCUAUGGUUUGUACCAGCUCUCUUCACUGUGCUUCCAAUAUUUGUUCCUCUAAUUCCAAACUUAUAGACUCCACCGAGGAUGUGUUUGACUCCUGGGGAGAGACCUGUGACUUGCUUAUAAACCAGUGGAAAGAUGGGCAGGAAGAUCAUAUUACAACUCGGCUAUAAGUAAAGCUAUUAAACACCUGCUAGAGAACAUAGCUAAAUAUUUGUAAUUGUUUGCUAUCACCGAUGAUUCAGAGUCAGGAUUCCCUUUCGGUCCCUAGCAUCGGGUGUAGAACUCUAGUUAUUUUAGCCUGUUUUAUAGCCACCUUUACCACAUUUUUUUAUUUGCCUUUUUACACUCACCGAUGCUGAACUAUUUACCAGUUUGGGCCAAUUUUAAGGAUGUUCAAUACUAAGCAGCAGAGGUGCAGACUGCUGUUCCCUACCAAUUGUUAUGCUUAGCCUGUAUGCGCUUACUGUAACCCCCAAGGUUCUUUUACUGAUGCAGAUCAAGUCUUCAGAUCCCAUAAACCUCAGACAUUUUGGUGGCAGAGUAAAGGACCUGUAUAGUUUCUUUC